Xenopus laevis (African clawed frog) is the source of this 1026-nucleotide messenger RNA. RefSeq names its product olfactory receptor 1019. The coding region runs from base 1 to 1026 and encodes 341 amino acids. NCBI's taxonomy places the organism in Eukaryota, Metazoa, Chordata, Amphibia, Anura, Pipidae. The transcript has 3 exons. The record is from RefSeq and is a predicted model, not a curated record.
AUGACAUCACUACUCACCGGAAACCAGUCUGAGGUGACGGAAUUUGUAGUCCAGUGUUUUUCCAAUGCACCAGCACUCCAGCCCCUCCUUUUUGUGAUUUUUUUCCUCAUCUACCUUAUCAUUAUAACAGGAAACACAACAAUUUGUGCAACAGUCACAGCGGAUCCCCACCUGCACACCCCCAUGUAUUGGCUCCUGAAUAACUUUUCAUUUUUGGAAAUGUCUUACUCCUCAGCUAUUCUGCCAAAACUUCUAACCAUGAUCAUUACCCAACACAAGACUAUAUCCACCACUGGGUGUAAAAUUCAGUUGAUUUUCUUCACAGUAUUUACUUGUAUUGAAUUCUUCCUUCUCACAGUUAUGGCUUAUGAUCGCUACGUGGCAGUUUGUCACCCUCUUCAUUAUCACUCACUCAUGACUCUACAACAUUGUGCUAAGUAUAUUGCUGCUGUUUGGGCCAUCGGAUUUCUUGACCCUGCUCCCCUCAAUGCCAUAAUAGCAAAUUUUUCUUUCUGUUCAUCCAAUCAGAUUGACCAUUUCUAUUGUGAUGUCACUCCAGUAUUAAAACUCACUUGCAGUGAUACUUCUACCUUACUUCUUCUCAUUUACAUGAAUGGGGCUUUUCUUUUCUUAAGCACAGUUUCUCUUACUUGCAUUUCUUACAUUCUUAUAAUCCGAACUGUCCAGGGAAUUAAAUCAUCUGAAGGCCGAAAAAAAGCCUUUUCUACGUGCGCUUCCCAUUUGACUUCUGUAAUCCUCUUCUAUGGAACAAUCUUCUGCUUGUACAUGAGGCCAAGAGCAGCCUAUGAGCCAGAGAAAGACAAGUUUUUCUCUCUUUUGAACAUUGUGUUAGUUCCCACCUUGAAUCCUUUUAUUUACACCCUAAAGAAUAAUGAAUUUAAAAUUGACAAGUUCCCUGAACUUGCAAGAUUUCUGCCCAUAAAGAACAAUGGGAUUCUGCUGCUCAAAGCCGGAGAACACUUUCUGAUAAAACAAGUCAGUGUGGAAAAGGGAGAAGUGCCCUGA